This is a messenger RNA of Tetranychus urticae (two-spotted spider mite), 2207 nucleotides long. RefSeq names its product conserved oligomeric Golgi complex subunit 6 (gene Cog6). NCBI's taxonomy places the organism in Eukaryota, Metazoa, Arthropoda, Arachnida, Trombidiformes, Tetranychidae. Gene Ontology annotation, cellular component: COG complex. The record is from RefSeq and is a predicted model, not a curated record. Gene Ontology annotation, biological process: intra-Golgi vesicle-mediated transport.
UUUAACGACUUAAGACAUUAAACAAAAUCACCAAAUACCUUUACCUAACCAUAUUCCCCGCCACUCUCUACGCAGAUAAAGCCCCGCCCCACACAGCAGAAACUUUCAGAUUGUGAAUCUGUAAAUAACAACAGUAUUUUCCAAUUUUUAUUUAUUUGUUCAUAUUUAGCAUUAUUUAAAUUAGUUAUUUUAUAAAUCUUCGACAUGGAUGGUUCAAUUAGCAAUACUAUGUUGAAUAAAAAGAUUGCCAAAUUGUUGGAAUCUGAUUUGGAUCAUGACAAGGAAACCUUGGAAGCUGUCAAAAUAUUGUCAUCAUGUUUCACAGAUAAUACCAUAACAAUCCGGCGUAAUUUGAGCAACACUCUGGAAAAGAGAAGCCUUGUUAUUAUUGAAAAUUUUCAGUCCUGUUUUGGAGAAAUUAAAAGGCUUAUGGAGAGCUUACAUCUAGAUCUCACUUCCAUGAAUCAAAGCUGUCUACAAACAAUGAACAAAAUCAAGAACUUGAAAACGAAAAACCAAAAUUUACUUGAAAAGACUCAUUAUCUCAAAAAUGAAAGGAAAACUGUUGAUAUUCAGCAAGCUAUUGUAGAUAAAUUUUUGGACAGAUUUCAUCUUAAACCUCAUGAAAUUGCAAUAUUAAAAGGUUUACCUUCUAAAGAGGAUCCACACCAACCUCUACCUAUGACCGAAACAUUUUUUGAAUUAUUAGGAAAAUGCCGGCAAAUCCACGAGGAUUCUAAAAUAUUACUAUCGUCUAGUCAACAAACAACGGGAAUUGAAACAAUGGAUGCAAUGUCAGUUUUAGAAGAAGCAGCGUUUGAACGACUCUACAAAUGGACAUUAAAUGCUCUUCGUUCAUUCAACCCUGAUUCAAUGGAGAUGAACAAUUUACUGUUUAAAGCAAUCGGAUUCAUAUCUGAAAGAACUGUUCUACUCAAAAACUGUCUUGAUGAAUAUGGCACAAUACGUAGAGCUGCGGUUGUACGUAAUUUAAUUGAUGCCUUAACCAGAGGAGGUCCUGGAGGUAAUCCACCUCCAUUUGAUCUCAACUCUAACGAUCCUGUUAGGUAUGUUGGAGAUAUAUUGACAUGGGUUCAUCAAGCAAUUGCCUCCGAAAAAGAGUUAUUAGUUCAACUUCUUCAGCAAUGUGACCCAACAACUUUCAAAGAAAUUAACCCCAUUAAAACUUCACUUUCAUUCAUCAUGGAAAGUCUUAAUCGUCCUAUUAAAGCUCGAAUCGAACAAUUAUUGAUGUCUGAGCCGAGUUCAACUAAAUCUCAUGGACCACUAGUUUUGUUUAAGAUUAAGAAUUUGAUAAAAUUUUAUUCAAAAGUUUUCUCAACAGAACUUCUACCCGACUCUCAACUUGUCUAUACAAUGGUUGAAAUUGAUUCCUUAGCACAUCGAGUUUUCAUUAAUAGUUUAAACUUUCAUUGUGCCUACAAAUUGGGUAAAUCAGCUGAUGGUGAUAAUGAACAACCUCCUAUUGACUUGACUCCAACUGAUUCGUUAAUGCAGACAAUUUACCUAAUUGAUCAAAUUUUGUCAUUCCAAAACUCAUUCAUAUUAUCUCCUGUUGAUCGCCAAGAAAUUAUGAUUACAAUGGUAAAUGUGGUGAUUAAACCUUUAAUACAAGCAUGUCGAGUUUGUGCUGCUAAACUACCUGGUCUUGAGAUGUCCAUAUUCCUGUUGAAUUGUUUUCACGAAAUUUACCAAAUAAUUUCUAAAUGUGAAUUUGUUGAUGAAUUUAAAGAAGCUCUAGAAAAUCAAAUUAACGACUACCAAACGAGUUUAAUCAAUGAAAAUGCCUCUAACAUUAUUACCUAUUUUGGAUUAACUGCUGUUUAUUAUGCUAUAAAAAAUGAAGCCAAUCUGCCUUUAUCAUCGAUCACUGGUUGUGACGCUUUAGCUUUACAGUUUUGCUCUAAAAAAGUCGAUUUCUUCUUGGCAAAACCGGACAACUUUCAACUGCCUCAAUUAAGCUAUCUCAAGAGUGUGGAAUUAAGAGACAACAUCAAACGAAAAUCACUCGAGUUCCUUUGUCAAAUGUACCGUGAAAUAUACGAGGCAAUAAACAAAAAAGAGAAUGAAUAUGAUGAACCAGAAUCUUUGUUAACCCAAACUCCAGAUCAUUUUUCAUCAAUUUUACUUUAAUUUAUUAUUAUCGAAUAUCAAUUAAAUUCAAUUCACAUUUAGUGAGUAUUAAA